UUUCAAAUGGCAAUUCAAAUUUGUUCAUUGCCAAAACAACUUGCUCAAACAAAUCCUCACCUUUGGUAGUGCCAUGCAUGGCUUAACAUUUAAAAGCAUGUCAGAAAAUGAAUAAUUGCAAUCAUAGUAAUAUACAAGGUAAUAAUAUUAAAUAUUAAAAUCGGUCUGGGCUAUAUAAGGCUCAGGUGUGACUCAGAUUUGGGGAUUCUGGUUUACUUAAGGCUGAGAACUGACACCAAUAAUGAAACCUGUUUUGGCCCAGAUCAGGGCCAGAUAAGGCUGAUUAAAUGGCUGAGAUUUGGGCUGGUUAUGGCCCAUGUGUGGCCCUAGUCUUUAAUCCAGUUCUGGGCCACUUCCGAGCCGCCAUUCUUUGCGGUACUUGGGCCGAGGGAAAAGUCAUUGUGUGGCCCGGAUCUGGGCCAGAAGACAUUUGCUAUGUGGGAAAGAACAAUUAAAAAAAAAAAAUGUGGCAACUGACAUUAUGCAACAUACACUGUUGGUUUUUCUGAACUAAACUAUUCAGAGUUAAGUCAUUUAAAGCCAUUUCCACAUUUUAUGCAGACUUAUGGCCAGAUAAAUGUCUCCACCCCCCUUUAAAGUAUAUUUAUACAGUUUUUGCCAGCGAGAGCUCACUGAUUGUCUUCAUGAUGACCAUCAUCUCUCUGCUCCUGCUGGCCUCUCUGCUGCCACACCUGACCUUCACUGCUCAUGUGGGCAUAGUUAACGGCACAGAAGCAAAACCCCACUCCAGACCUUACAUGGUUUCUAUUCAGAUUUCUGAGCAGCACAUCUGCGGUGGAUUCCUCAUCUCUGAUGAGUUUGUCUUGACUGCUGCACAUUGCUGGAAUGGAUCUCAGAUUCUGACAGUUGUGGUUGGUGCUCAUGACUUAAGGAAAAGUAAGACUUUGAACCGCAUCGGAGUGAAGAAGUACAUCCCACAUCCAGACUACAAAAUCCGUCCUAUUCGGAAUGACAUCAUGCUUUUGAGGUUACAGAAAAAGGUCAAACUAAACAAUGUUAAAUGGAUAUUAUUGCCAAAGAAAGGAGAAGAUAUUGAGGCAAAUACUCUCUGUAGUGUUGCUGGCUGGGGAAAACUUUGGACUGAUGGCCCACGGAGUAGUCUUCUAAUGGAGGCAGAUGUGUAUAUAAUAGACAACAGAGAAUGUUUCAAGAAGUGGGGAGAGAUCUACUACUCAGUCUCACAGAUGAUGUGUACACACGGCUCUGGUGGAUUCUGCCAUGGAGAUUCUGGGGGCCCUUUGGUUUGUGGAGACACUGCAGUUGGUGUUGUUUCAUUUUGUUACUUGAAUCUCUGCAAUUCACCUGUGUAUCCUAAUGUGUACACUAAGAUUUCAGCAUAUCUUCCAUGGAUCAAGAAAAUCAUUCGAAAAAUAUAAAAAGGAAGAAUUUUUUUUUUUUCUUAAAUAUUUCUUUAAAAUUUUACUUUCAAUAAAAGUAUCACAUGG
Carassius gibelio (silver crucian carp) is the source of this 1466-nucleotide messenger RNA. Its product is annotated as granzyme B-like. The coding region runs from base 645 to 1397 and encodes 250 amino acids. Gene Ontology annotation, biological process: proteolysis. The record is from RefSeq and is a predicted model, not a curated record. Gene Ontology annotation, molecular function: serine-type endopeptidase activity. Lineage: Eukaryota; Metazoa; Chordata; Actinopteri; Cypriniformes; Cyprinidae. The transcript has 5 exons.